CUUCACUUCAGUUCUCUCUCAUGGGUCCCAAGCUUUAUGUUAACACAUCCCAUGUUGAUGCCGGGAAUCGGCCUGUGACUGGAAUCCGUCUGUACUUGGAAGGUAAGAAGAGCGAUCACCUGUCAGUCCAUCUUCAGCACCUUUCGACACUCCCGGGGAUCCUCCAACUUUCCGAUGACUCCAGCUGUGAGCCUGAGGAUGAUAGCUUCCUACAAGAACGAGGCUACUUCGAACCUCUCAGGUGGAGUCUAUUCUCCCAUGUGUGCACGGCCCCAGUCCAAUAUAGUGGGGCCUGCAUUGAUGAAUCUGCCUCCAUUGUUACCAAGGCCUGGUUUGAGGUGAAGGAGGUCAGAAUGAAGAAAGUUCUGUUCUUGAGGCUUGGUUUCUCUAUGGUGGCGUCUGCAAAGAUCCGCAGGUCGGAGUGGGAUGGUCCCCCCCACCUGUCUCAUAGUCUCUAA
Molecule: messenger RNA, 458 nt
Organism: Magnolia sinica
Lineage: Eukaryota; Viridiplantae; Streptophyta; Magnoliopsida; Magnoliales; Magnoliaceae
Product: MACPF domain-containing protein NSL1-like
Exons: 2
Coding region: 21-458 (145 amino acids)
Biological process (GO): regulation of salicylic acid mediated signaling pathway; plant-type hypersensitive response
Cellular component (GO): plasma membrane
Source: RefSeq, a predicted model, not a curated record